CAAACACCCCAACAACGCCGCGCAAACGAGGCCUUUGCAAAGAAACAAGAAGUCAAGCGUGGAAAGCCCGAACCCGCCGUCAAGAAGACCACUCCCCAAAAGAGUCCCAUCAGCAAGUUUUGGCUUUUCGCCUUGCUGUUCGUCGUUUGCGGUGGACUCGUGUUCGAGUUGUUGCGCAUCAUC
Messenger RNA from Aureobasidium melanogenum CBS 110374, 183 nucleotides. RefSeq lists its product as uncharacterized. The transcript has 2 exons. NCBI's taxonomy places the organism in Eukaryota, Fungi, Ascomycota, Dothideomycetes, Dothideales, Saccotheciaceae. Gene Ontology annotation, cellular component: endoplasmic reticulum. The record is from RefSeq and is a predicted model, not a curated record. The annotation marks the transcript as partial.